Molecule: messenger RNA, 630 nt
Organism: Prunus armeniaca (apricot)
Lineage: Eukaryota; Viridiplantae; Streptophyta; Magnoliopsida; Rosales; Rosaceae
Source: the annotation of a GenBank genome assembly
AUGGAGUCUUCAUCAUCAAUGGUGCCUAUGCCUUCUGCUACUGCAAGGUCUUUGGAUGUGUUUAAAGGUUGGAAUGUUGGUGGUGGAUGGCCAGCGUCAAAAUCAUCUAAUGUUGAUCUUGAGUCUCCAACUUCUACACUCACUUAUAAUUCUUCUGAGCAGAUUAAUGUAAAUGCAUCAGCAUCAGCAGUUGUGGUGCCUCCAAUUAUGCAGCCUAUGAUUGAGCUUGUGGGGUCCUCAGGUUCAUCUGAGACCAAAGAAGAAGGUGAUCAUGAUCAAGAUUGGAAAUCCCACUUGUCUUUCACUUCAGGGCUUCAUGAUCACAUCACAAUGUCCCUGGAAGCAGGGGCAUGGACUGGUGAGGUUCAUGAUCAUCAUCAUGGAGGAGGAGGAGGAGUUAGUAGUAAUGUGGACAUGGUAGAUCAAGAAGGGUUCACUGAUCUUUUGCUUAACAACUCUGAUGAAGUACAGAGUUUGUCAGAUGGCGAGCGCGGCAGCCGCGGAGACUCUGAUAAUGGUGGUGGCAGUGCAAGUGGAAGCGGUAGUGACUACUAUGAGGAUAAUAAGAAUUACUGGAAUAGUAUUCUCAAUUUGGUGAAUUCUUCUCCAUCUGACUCUCCAAUGUUCUAA